AAGAGACGUGCCGUGUCUUUGAUAUCUUACAUGAGUCUAGACCAGGGAUGUGUAUAAGUAUGUGGACACUCAGCUUCUGUGUUAUUGUCGUAUUUGGCUUCCAGCGACAGGUGCGCUCAGAGACAAUCAUUAGAUAUCAGCAGGAACAAUUAGAAUCAGCUGUAUGCGAAGAGAAUGCUGUCUGUACAGAGCUUAUGGAACUGCCAAGAGACAACUAUUUCAGCUUAAUGAGCUGCUCGUGUCCGAAUGGUUACACAUGUCCGAACAGGCCAGGAGAUUCCACUCUACCAUUUGGAAGGGGUCGAUGGUAUGGUCUGUGUCGACCUGUCUCUGAUAUCCCACAAUGCCGUCCAGGACAAGUGGCAAGAAAGCAGUACAAUGGUGUUCGUGAUGUCGGCUACCUCAAAUAUACACAGAUAAAUUGUCUGUGCCCAGGAGAUGGUCAGAUAGGAAUGGUUCCUACAACCGUCUGGACUAAAACCCGAAGAGAUGACCCAAGGGCCGACUCGGUGUUUGAAUUUGAAUGUGCAGAUCAGACUCAUGUCCAGCAGCACAAAAGAGGUGGGCGUGGCCGAGAAAGAUCUGGAUUUAGAAGAUUUUACUUCUAUAAAUAGACUCCUCUUCAUCAUCGAAUGAAAAAGCGAAACACGCGCCUUUUAUUAUUAUUAUUCGCUGUAGAAAUGCUAUCUUUUUAUGCUACAAGGUAUAUAACUGGAACUUUUUAUAGUAUUUAUAGAAAAUAAAGUUUUGUAAAGAAA
This is a messenger RNA of Saccostrea cuccullata (small rock oyster), 758 nucleotides long. RefSeq lists its product as uncharacterized. Bases 48 to 614 code for a protein of 188 amino acids. The record is from RefSeq and is a predicted model, not a curated record. Lineage: Eukaryota; Metazoa; Mollusca; Bivalvia; Ostreida; Ostreidae. The transcript is spliced from 5 exons.